This is a messenger RNA of Hypanus sabinus (Atlantic stingray), 2625 nucleotides long. RefSeq names its product golgin subfamily A member 6-like protein 22. The record is from RefSeq and is a predicted model, not a curated record. The transcript has 2 exons. Lineage: Eukaryota; Metazoa; Chordata; Chondrichthyes; Myliobatiformes; Dasyatidae. Bases 1167 to 2228 code for a protein of 353 amino acids.
GCUUCAUAAAUAACGAUUCAUAGUGGAAUCAAGUAGAUACAAUCAUUGUCAUGUACAUUUAAUAUCUUUCUAACAUCUUUUAGAGUAAUUUGCUGGACUUUUAAGAUUAGAUUGUUUAUCUGCAGAAUAUUAAAUAAUGCUUAGUUGGGCAAAAUGAGUCAUUGCCUUUGGACAAAAUCUCAGUGUCGAUAUAUUAAUGUUCAAUAUCAGACACAGUCUAUUUCGCUGAAAUGUGCUAAUUUUCACGAGGGAGAACAUGAAGCCAAAUCUAACCUCAGCAGAUUUUAUGCAUUUUAAGUUUACUAUUCAUUAUAUUAAUUGUUGCUUAUUUUUCAGGAAAUUAUGUCUCGCUGCCUUUCAAGGAAAACUAUUCUGAUUAUUAAGUAGCAAGACUGUCUACAGUUUAGAGGUUAAUAAAUAUUCUCUACCUAGUAGUAAGGCACAUAAGGCAUCAAUAUAAUACACAUUUGAAGUAUGGAAGUCUUGAUAUCUUUUACCUUUAACAGUCAGAGUUACAUUCAAAUGAAACUUGGAACAUUGUUUUUAUUUGUUGAAGUAGUUAGUCAGCACAUGGAGAGUGCCCCUUGGAACAGUACUGAGUUGUAGCUUUCAAACGAAGUUGUAGCUGACGUAGAUGAAGAAAUAGGGAGCUGUCUUUUCCACUUUGCUGGUGGAACUGUAUUAAGUGACACAAUUAAUAGUGUACAGUGGAGCAAAGGUACAUAGCUGGAUUAAGUGAGCAAUAAAUGCUAGAAGGUGGAGCUUGGAUACAGGAGAAGCUGGAGUGUAGAGAUCAGGUGUGGGAGAAGCUGGAAGGUGCAGAUGGAGUAUGGGAGAAGCUGGUAGAUGAAGAUUGCAUGUGGGAGAAGCUGGUAGGUGAAGAUUUCAUGUGAGAGAAGCUGGAAGGUGACGAUUGAGUAUGGGAGAGGCUGGAAGGUGAAGAUUGGGCUUGGGAGAAGCUGGAAGGUGGAGAUCGCGUAUGGGAGAAGCUGGUAGAUGAAGAUAGCAUGUGGAAGAAACUGGUAGGUGAAGAUUUCAUGUGGGAGAAGCUGGAAGGUGAAGAUUGGGAGUGGCAGAAGCUGGAAGGUGGAGAUCGAGUAUGGGAGAAGCUGGAAGGUGAGGAUCAGGUAUGGAAGAAGCUGGAAAGUGAAGGCUGCAUGUAGGAGAUGCUGGAAGGUGAGGAUUGGGAGUGGAAGAAGCUGGAAGGUAAAGAUCGGGUGUGGGAGAAGCUGGAGGUUGGAGAUCAGGUACAAGAGAAGCUGAAAUGUAAAGAUCAGGUACAGGACAAACUGGAGGGUGAAGGUCAGGUGUGGGAGAAGCUGGAAUGUGGAGAUCAGGUACAGGACAAGCUGGAGCCUGGAGAUCAGGUGUGGGAGAAGCUAGAAGGUGGAGAUCAGGUACAGGACAAACUGGAGGGUGAAGGUCAGGUGAGGGAGAAGCUGGAAUGUGGAGAUCAGGUACAGGACAAACUGGAGGGUGAAGGUCAGGUGUGGGAGAAGCUGGAAUGUGGAGAUCAGGUGUGGGAGAAGCUGGAAGGUGGAGACCAGGUACAGGACAAACUGGAGCGUGGAGAUCAGGUGUGGGAGAAGCUGGAAGGUGGAGAUCAGGUACAGGACAAGCUGGAGCGUGGAGAUCAGGUGUGGGAGAAGCUGGAAGGUGGAGAUCAGGUACAGGACAAACUGGAGCGUGGAGAUCAGGUGUGGCAGAAGCUGGAAGGUGGAGAUCAGGUACAGGACAAACUGGAGGGUGAAGGUCAGGUGUGGGAGAAGCUGGAAUGUGGAGAUCAGGUGUGGGAGAAGCUGGAAUGUGGAGAUCAGGUACAGGACAAGCUGGAGCGUGGAGAUCAGGUGUGGGAGAAGCUGGAAGGUGGAGAUCAGGUACAGGACAAGCUGGAGCGUGGAGAUCAGGUGUGGGAGAAGCUGGAAGGUGGAGAUCAGGUACAGGACAAACUGGAGGGUGAAGGUCAGGUGUGGGAGAAGCUGGAAGGUGGAGACCAGGUACAGGACAAACUGGAGCGUGGAGAUCAGGUGUGGGAGAAGCUGGAAGGUGGAGACCAGGUACAGGACAAACUGGAGCGUGGAGAUCAGGUGUGGGAGAAGCUGGAAGGUGGAGACCAGGUACAGGACAAACUGGAGCGUGGAGAUCAGGUGUGGGAGAAGCUGGAAGGUGGAGAUCAGGUGUGGGAAAUUAUGUUCCAUCCAAGAAAGAUAAACAUUUGGGAACACUGAACUCAACAGAGAAGUUGUUGAAGCUAUUCUACUGGACAAAAAUAAAUUUAAAAAGUAAUGAAAUGUCAGCCUUUAUCUCAAGUGGACUGUAUUUCAAAGGGCUGGAAAGUGUUACAACUGUAUUGAACUCUAGUUAGAUUUCAUGUGGAGUAAUGUGCUCAGUUCUUGGUGUCAUACCACAUGAAAACUAUAUUCACAUGAAUGGAGAGCAUUCCAUAUUCAACUCGUAAACUUACUUACGGCCAGUUACACCACUGACAUUUAGGGCAGCAACGAAGGUCCUCCAUCUCUGUCUCUCCUUCCAGAAACCAAUUUUAUUCUUGGGCUUCCUUCAUCAAGCCAGUAGCUUCCUGCCCAUUUUCACUACUAUCAGCCUCAGUCUCAGAUGAAGGCUCAG